AUGGGUAGUGUUUGCCAGCUAAUAAAUAGAACUGAAGGAGGGAAUAUGUGCAUUUAGUAAAUAGAGUAAACAUUUGCUGUGAAUUUUAAAGUCCUCUUGCAGAGGUGAAGGUCAUGUGCGCAACUAAAAUCUAAGCUUGUUAUCGACGCUAUUAAGCACGAAAACAAGUAAAUAAAGAAUUCUAUGAUUACAGAAAAAACAAAUCGAAGACUCCUAGGCUCCUCUGAAACACAUAGCUGUCCCAAUUGAGUAAGUUCCUGAGACCUUACAUAAAGUUGUUUCAAAAGUACUUCUUCAAUUAGGUCCUUUCGAUUAUUCUAAGUGUUCUACUUUGAUUGCAGCUAAAUUUCUUCCCCCUUAUUAAUUUCUGGGCAAUGGAGGGAUCUACAUAGGGUAAUGGAAAAACCGCAAAAGAAACGGCAGAGGAAAAUACAUGUUUCCUGAUGGUUCUCUGUAUGAGGGUUCUUGGGUGGAAGAUAAAGCAAAUGGAUAUGGAAGACUCAUAGUUACUAGUGGAGAAUAUUAUAUUGGAGAGUGGAAGAAUGAUAGGAAUGAUGGGUAUGGAGUUUAUUUACAUGCUGACAAGUCAAGAUAUGAAGGGUUUUGGAAGGAUGAUAAUAAACAUGGGGAAGGAACUGAAACAUGGGAAGAUAAACCAGCUGUUUUUAAAGGCAGUUUUAACAUGGGUCUAAAGGAGGGAUAUGGAAUCUAUAAGUGGGCUGAUGGUUCGAGUUAUGAAGGAGAUUUUAAGAACAACCAAUUUUAAGGGUAGGGCAUUUACAUUUGGUCUGAUGGCAGCAAGUAAGAGGGAUAAUGGGAGAAUAACAAGAUGAAUGGCAAUGGUAUGAUGACUUGGGAAGAUGGCAGAAAAUAUAUAGGUAUCCUCUCUUUUUGAUUAGGGGGAUUUAAGGAUAAUGAAAAGGAUGGUUAUGGGGAAUUAUAUUGGGUUGAUGGCAGGAUUUAUAAGGGAUAAUGGUAGAAUGGGUUGUAACAUGGAGAGGGGAUGUACAUUGAUAAAAAUGGUAAUUAAGUCAAAGGAGUGUGGUUUGAGGGACAAAGGAAGUGA
Paramecium octaurelia is the source of this 1066-nucleotide messenger RNA. NCBI's taxonomy places the organism in Eukaryota, Ciliophora, Oligohymenophorea, Peniculida, Parameciidae. The record is from the annotation of a GenBank genome assembly.